Mauremys reevesii (Reeves's turtle) is the source of this 2203-nucleotide messenger RNA. RefSeq names its product zinc finger protein RFP-like. The coding region runs from base 58 to 1536 and encodes 492 amino acids. The record is from RefSeq and is a predicted model, not a curated record. The transcript is spliced from 7 exons. NCBI's taxonomy places the organism in Eukaryota, Metazoa, Chordata, Testudines, Geoemydidae. Gene Ontology annotation, molecular function: zinc ion binding; protein binding.
GCUUGCUGGGUCUGGCCGGAAACGAAACUUACCGUGUUACAGGGUCUGCAGGGAGCCAUGGCUGCAGCAGGGAAUCCUCUGAAAAGACUCCGAGACGAAGCUACUUGCUCCAUCUGUCUGAGUUUUUUCACGGAUCCAGUGACUAUAGACUGUGGGCACAAUUUCUGCCAAGCCUGCAUCACCCAGUGCUGGGCGAGACCAGGCACAGACAUCGCCUGUCCUCAGUGCAGAGAGACCUUCCCCCAGGGGACCCUGAGGCCGAACAGGCAACUGGGGAACGUGGUAGAAAUAGCCAAGCAGCUGAGUGUCCCCGCAGCAGCAGCAGGAGGUUUGUGCCACGCGCACCAGGAGCCUUUCAAACUCUUCUGUAACCAGGACCAAGUUCUCAUCUGUGUGAUCUGCAGGGAGUCCCAGGCUCACCACGCUCACAGGGUGGUCCCCAUAGAGGAGGCUGCCCGGGAGCACAAGGAACAAAUUCAAACCCGACUGGACACCCUGAAGCAGGAGAGAGAAGAACUUCUGGAGUGGAAACAGGAUGGAGAGACGCAAAGCCAGGAAUAUCUCGGAAAGAUAGAAGCUGAGAGGCAGAAGAUUGUGUCUGAAUUUGAGCAACUGCGGCAAUUCCUGGAGGAGCAAGAGCGAUUCCUGCUGGCCCAGCUACAAGAGUUGGACAAGGAAAUUGUGAAGCUACAGGAUGAAAAUGUCACCAAAGUGUCUGAGGAGUUUUCCCGUCUCAGUGACUUGAUCAAUGAGAUAGAAGAGAAGUGUCAGCAGCCAACAAGCCAAUUCCUGCAGGACAUCAAAAGCACCUGGAGCAGGUGUGAGAGGCUGAAGUUCGAGACACCAAUGGCCGUGCCAGAGGACCUGAGAGAGAGAGUUGGCGUCUCUUCCCAAAGAAAUGUUUGUCUGCAGGAAGCUCUAAAGAAAUUCAAAGAGACCCUGCCCUAUCAACUGAACUUUCUGAUCUCAAAGGCAGAGAAAGAGGUGCAGGCCACUCCGGAUCCAGACCUGGCAAAUCCUUGUUCCAUCGUGUCCACAGAUGAGAGCGUGUUACAGAAAUACCAAGACACAGUAUAUUUAGUGCCACACAACAGGUUUUACCCUGCUGCCUGUGUGCUGGGCUAUACGGGCUUCACCUCAGGGAGAUGUUACUGGGAAGUGGAGGUGGGGAACAAAGAUGAGUGGGUUUUGGGCAUUGCCAAAGAGUCUGUGAUGCACGAGGGAGCAAUAAGCUGUACACCAGAGGAGGGAGUCUGUGCUUUGCAGAGUACAAGUUAUCAGUACUGCGCCCUCACCUCCCCUAAGACUGCUCUGGACCUACAUCGUAGACCCACUAACAUUGGGGUUUAUCUGGAUUAUGAAGGGGAGAAAGUUACAUUUUAUGACAUUACAUCUUCUGGCAGAGAGCCAAUCUUUACUUUCACAUCCUCUUUCUCGGGGAAGAUUGUCCCCUUCUUUGGGAGCCGGCGUGUCGAAUUUCUGAGAAGGUUACGGGCAGGCAUGGCAGUAGGUGGUCACUGGCAGGCCUACCAUUAACACCGGCAACAGAGGAACAGGGAUCACUCGAUAUGAGGUAUCUAAAGUAGAGCGAAGACAUAGGUAAUAUACACAUUGGCAAAGUGUGACAGCUGUAAUCUCAUCACAGUCUUGCCAGCCUCCAGCAUUCAAAACCUGGGUCAGGCCCCCCACAAUCAGGAGAUUGGCUUAAACAUCUUUUUAAAUGUUGUGUUAUUUUUCUCUGCCUUCUGGCUUUCCAGCUUUCAGGGUGUUCUUGUUUCCGGUUUUCAGUCUUUGCUACACCAACAUGAAGGCUGGAAAUGUAUCUGUAAUAUACUCUGAGCUCCCUCAAAUCUAUCCACUCCAGCAGCUGGGACUGUAAGAAAAACACCAAGUGCUGCGAGACUCGCAAUAAAAUGGUGAGGGGAACAAGACUGACUUGCUCAGCAUUAUGCUGCUGAAUGGAGUUUCUCGACCCUCUUCCAUGCCUGUCUCUGUAACUCUGGGAUCCUCCAGACACGCACGAACUGGCCAACCAGCAGACACCAGGAGCCACGCUCAGGGUCACCGCAGCGUCUGCCUGUCUUAGGGCAGGUCUACACUUAAAAUACUGCACCGGCGGUGCUACGUCCCUGUAAUGCUUAAGUAAAGACAUUCCUACGCCAACAGGAGAGCUUCUCCCAUCAGUGUAGUUAAUCCACCUCUC